Molecule: messenger RNA, 2316 nt
Organism: Xyrauchen texanus (razorback sucker)
Lineage: Eukaryota; Metazoa; Chordata; Actinopteri; Cypriniformes; Catostomidae
Product: zinc finger protein Gfi-1b-like
Exons: 7
Coding region: 128-1141 (337 amino acids)
Cellular component (GO): nucleus
Source: RefSeq, a predicted model, not a curated record
UAAAAAACCCAACGCAACAAACUAACAGCGAUGCAGUGCUUAAGUUUUUCAACAUCAUAACGGAUUUUACAGCAGUGUUUUAGACUCAGUACGCAGAAGAAAGGAUUUUAAACACAACUUCAGAAUCAUGCCACGAUCGUUUUUGGUGAAGAAUAAAAAGUGUUCAUCUUACAAUGUGCACCGACCGAUCGACACCGAGCAAAGUGAACCCAAUCAACUCUCGGACCCAGCACCCAAGACAAUCCCAGCACUUGUCUCAUUGGAAUCAAAGGAAUGUAAUUCCCCAAAGCAGCCCCCGUUAGAUUCUGUCAUUCGCCCAUCCCACAAAGACCCAUAUGACUUCAUCAAGUGUGAGAGAGAGCCUGAAUGCCCGAUACCGUCUCUUCCUGAGCUGCCUGUUCCAACCAGCCAGCCUUAUUACUUAUCCAAGACUCAACUGGCAGAGUUCUCUCCCUACUACAAGAGCUCUUAUGCCUGGCAUCAUGUUCCCUCACCGUAUGACUUCAGGCAGAUGAGCUUUCCUCCAUCGCUCUUGCAGCACACCAGCAGCCUGUAUGGAGCUCACCUGAAGCAAAGCUCAGAACCUUCACAAGCGCUGGACUACAGCACACACUACUCACCUACGUCUAACACCUUCCACUGCAUUACCUGCGACAAGGUGUUCUCCACCCCUCAUGGCUUGGAAGUUCACGUCAGACGCUCUCACAGUGGUACACGUCCCUUUGGAUGCAGCAUCUGCAGAAAGAGCUUUGGUCAUGCAGUUAGCCUGGAGCAACAUAUGAAUGUCCACUCUCAGGAAAGAAGUUUUGAGUGCAAGAUGUGCGGAAAGACCUUCAAACGCUCCUCAACAUUGUCCACUCACCUGUUGAUCCACUCGGACACACGGCCCUACCCCUGCCAAUACUGUGGCAAGAGAUUCCACCAGAAAUCCGAUAUGAAGAAACACACCUACAUCCACACAGGAGAGAAACCUCACAAAUGCCAGGUGUGUGGGAAGGCCUUCAGCCAGAGCUCCAACCUCAUCACACACAGUCGCAAACACACCGGAUUCAAGCCGUUCGGUUGUGAGAUCUGUUCCAAGGGCUUCCAGAGGAAAGUGGAUCUUCGCAGACACCACGAGAGUCAGCACAGCGUUAAAUGAUGUGAUGGACAGCAAGGAAGGAAUGAAGACCACCUAUGGCUGUAAAAAAAAAAAAAACUAUGGAAAUACAUGAAAUUAAGAGUUAGAAUUUUUUUUUCUUUUCUUUAAAUAAACUCAUUAUAAAGGAAUCUGGGUUCACUCAAUAAACAAGUUAAGCUAAAUCGACAGAUUUUGUGGAAUAAUGUUGAUUACCACAAAACAAUUUUGUGCUAAUUUAAGGUCACUGUGAGGCAGUUACAAUGGAAUGGCCAAUUUGUGGGGGGCUAAAAGGCAGAAAUGUCAAGUAAUUUUUAUUUGUAUAUUGCUUUUCAAAAAACACUGUUUCAAAGCUGUUUUACAGAAAAUGAUGCUGUAAUGUCUUAAAGUCCUGAUUGUACAGUUUAAAUAAAUAAUAAAUAAACAACUGAAUAAUUGAAAAUCAUGCCUUUAAAUGUGUGAAGUUUAUAAUCUACUGUUCUAGGUGGAUGAACAUGCAGUUAUUUGUCACCGACAAUAUGUCUUCAUCGCAAUGAAGUUGUAACUUAGCACAGAAAAGGUAAGUGAUUUUAUCACACUAAAAUCAUGUUAUCAAGCAUAUUGUUUGCGUCUUGUCGCUAUACAUUUGAACAAUGAGAAUUUUACCAUUUACAAUUGGCCCAAUCUACUUCCAUUGUUAGUGUCUCACUGUAACCUACAUUUUUCUUUUAAAGAAAAGGAGGGAGUAUAAUUUUUUUUCUGGUAGUCAACAUUAUGCCACAAUUGCUAUUGAUUGAGCUUAACUUGUAUUGAACCUGAAAAAAAUCCUUUAAGGUGUCACAGAGCAUCUUUUCAUAUCUUAGAAUACACCUUCCUCUUCAGAAUUUGUUCCUCUAUUAAAUCCAGUAAUUCAUCAAAACCGUAACCUGACAAGAUUAAUGUAAAUUUAGAGUUCUUUUGCAUUUAUAAACGAAUAAAUCACACCCACAUGUUAGUUAGCUCACCAUAUUUCUCACUCUCAAUAGGAUAUUCUCAUGAAGUGGCCUGUGUUUGACCUUUUGAAUCCUUUUUUAGUACCCUUAAAUUGAGACAUAUUUUAUAUGAGUGUGUUUUAUAAAUGCAGUGAAAAGAUUGCAUGUGUUAAGAUUUGAUUGAAUCUUUUUGUUCUGUUCUAUUUAUAAAAACUCUUAGUAAGAAUGCUAAAUAAAUACUUGUGUUGU